Molecule: messenger RNA, 1384 nt
Organism: Microdochium trichocladiopsis
Lineage: Eukaryota; Fungi; Ascomycota; Sordariomycetes; Xylariales; Microdochiaceae
Exons: 1
Coding region: 1-1368 (455 amino acids)
Source: RefSeq, a predicted model, not a curated record
AUGGCACCUCUCAUGAGACUCUCGGGCAGAACCACUGGUCAUUCAAAUCACUCUGCUCUGGGGCCCAUAGUCAACCACAAGAGAUCCCCGGCUGUUCGGGAAAAGCCACAGCCACGGAGUCAAUCAACAAACCUCCCAGUCGAGCUUAUGCACCUCAUCUCGGGCCACCUACGCCAAACUCAUCCCGGAGAGAAACCUCGACUUGGAGAGCCCGCUUGGGCACUUUGCUUCGUUUCCCGGUCCUUCGCCAAAUGCUUCACACCCCGACUAUAUCACAAUAUCAGCCUCGAUCGGCUCGCACCCGGUGCAGCUGACCAGCUCAUGCGGACUCUGUCGAGCUCUCCAACGCUGGCUGCUUUCGUAUGCAACGUGGAGGUCAAGUCGCAAGACAUCUACACCGAGAAGGCGAAACACAUUAUCGGAGAACGCGCCCGCAACACCUUGCAUCGAGCGAAAGAAUGGGUGUGCGACUACUACUCCUCGGACUUCUACGACACUCUCGACCAGUUGGUGUCGUUCCGCUACGAGCUUCUCGAUCGUCUCGAUCGCGUUCACGGCUUCACGGACGGCUGGCUAGUCAUGCUGGCAGUUCUGCCACCAAACUUGCGGCAAUUAUCCUGGGAGAGCACCACUGCGUACGAAAGAUUUGAGGCAUUGCUCACCACCGACUUCAACGGCAGUGGGCUUGCGCACAGCCCACUCGAGCAGCUCAAGACCAUCAACUACCACAACAACUGCAAGCGCAAACUCGGAAACCAUCCCUUCAUUCCACUCAGACGACGACAAGGACGCUGCCCACCCUUCUUCCUCCAUCGACAACACAAAAGGCUUGCCAUCAGAGAAGUUGACUGUGCCAACCUCGAAUCCGUCCCGCCUUUCUCCCAGGCUGGACACUUGGUGCAGUACCCGACACUCAACGGUGCAAUGACCACAAGCCUCAUCGAAUGCACUCUGGAUUCCUGCCAAAUCUCCGCCGCGCUCUUCGGGGAGCUGCUCCGACAAAACAAGGCCCUCACAAAUUUGAGGCUGUGGAACCAUCAUUUCAAAAGGGGCCAGCAAGGCUUGCCAUCAGACGGUCUCUCGCUUGCCGAAGCUGGCGAUGCGCUGCGCGAGCACGGUCACUCUUUACGGAGCAUCACCAUCGGCCACGACAUAUGGCACCCCAUCCGCAGAAACCCCCGGAAAUACGGAAACAUCGGCUCUCUUCGCAACCUGGCCAGUUUGGAGACGCUCACCAUCAACCCACGCCUACUCCCCAGUCAUGAUGCUCUCAGCCUUGUUCAGGAUCUCCCGCUUUCACUGGUGGAGCUCGUCCUCGUCACCGUCAACAGAACAACCGUCAUCCAAAUGGCCAACCUACGAAAUUAGAUCGACCCCACUCAGC